This is a messenger RNA of Sinocyclocheilus anshuiensis, 434 nucleotides long. RefSeq names its product golgin subfamily A member 4-like. The transcript is spliced from 3 exons. The record is from RefSeq and is a predicted model, not a curated record. The coding region runs from base 135 to 434 and encodes 99 amino acids. Lineage: Eukaryota; Metazoa; Chordata; Actinopteri; Cypriniformes; Cyprinidae.
AGGAGCCGUAGCUGUUCACUUUUCCUCCACGUCAGCUGCAUCUGCGCACUGCUCUCAUCCACACACACAAAGUUUCUUACACUGGUAAUCGGACAGUAAAAUCGUUCCUGACGUGACAAUAAUCGCAUGGAGUGAUGUUUAAGAAACUGAAGCAGAAGGUGAUAGAGGAGCAGUCGCCUCAGCGGAGCAGCGCGCAGGCGCAGCAGGCGAGUUCAGGAGAGAGGCGCGCUCAGCCCCCUUUCCUGCACCAAGAUGCCCCGGCCUCCCCCAACGACAGAGAGCUGCUGGCUGGGAUGAUAGCAGAGCCUGCUUUUCUCUCUGAGUAUACUAUCUUUGCUCUGGACCACUCAAAACUACCCAAAGCGGCCCAGGUGCCCAGUGUGGUGAGUCUGUCCUCACACAUCGCCUCCUCUUCCUCACCCCUCGAGAAAUAA